Physcomitrium patens is the source of this 2734-nucleotide messenger RNA. Its product is annotated as protein-tyrosine-phosphatase MKP1. NCBI's taxonomy places the organism in Eukaryota, Viridiplantae, Streptophyta, Bryopsida, Funariales, Funariaceae. The record is from RefSeq and is a predicted model, not a curated record. Gene Ontology annotation, biological process: protein dephosphorylation.
AUUGUUGUUAUCAAAAUAAGCGUCCUACUCCACCUGCUCUAGUUGCUCCAUAGGUACCCGCAAAUGCAUUUUUAUUAACUGCUUCACGAAUAGCUAGCCCCCAUUGACGUUUUUCAUUUUGAAUUUUCUUUUUCAUUUCUUUUUUCUUUUUCUUUUCUUCCAACCGCUUCUUCUUUAGUUUCUUUUCUUCCUCUUCCUCAACUAUGGGUUUUUCUUUAAAUGAAUCCAAAACAUUGCUUUCUUUUUCUUCACUUGAAUUACUUUCACUCCCAUGGUCACUUUCACUACUUCUACUACUUCCAUCUUUUAGCUGGAUUUCAUCUUUGGGAGGCUCCCAUUUUGGUGGUAUCCAUAGUGGAGUAUCUUUGUCUAUUCUUGUUGAUAAUUUAUGAAGUCGUUGCUUAAGAGCAAUUUUUGUUAAUUCUUUUGCUAGAUUUUGUAGAGGCUCAACUUUUUGUUUAAUCUCUUCUUUAACCUCUUGCUUAGUUGUGAAAAUUGUUGCUUGUAAUAAGGUUUCACGCGUAAGUUCAUACUUCUUAGAUUCUUGUAAAUGUUGGUGUUUAGGACAUUUAGGGCUUGGUGUGAUUUCAUGAAGUUGGAGAGUUUGUUGAAUGGGCUUCCAAUGUUUGGGUUUCCAUGAUUCAACCCUCGCCUUGGAAUCUAGAGUGGGUGUAAUAAGUGAAGGCUUUCCUUCAACUUGUAUGACAUUCCCUUCUUCAUCAAUACCAUAACAUUUUAGGGUUGGAGGUUCGCCUUUGAUGUUGUUUUGUAUUUUUAUGAGCCAUGGCCUGUUGAGAAGUUGCUUGGAUGAUGGGCAUUUGUGAACUAUGGGUGUGUCUAAGAUUGAAGUGGUUGACAAAUUUGUUUCCACGUCGGACUUUUCAUUGAUGUUUCCAUCAUCAAGGAGUUGUUUUUCAUCUUCUGCUUGUUGCUUUACAAGGUGUGGUCUUAACUUCUUGAGCACUACCUCUACCAAAAAUUCUUUCAUUAAUUGAUGGAGAGCUGUAUAAAAAGUGAUGGAAGAAUCAUGUGAAUUUAAAGAAACCCACAAAUGGGUUGGUGGUGUUAGAGGAGCAUGGAUGUGGAAGGAGAAAAAAACAAACAUCGGAAGUCACGGGGGCCAUCUCGGCAACAACAACAACAUUGGAGGUCCAUGUCAUGGACAGGAGAACAUGUUGAUUUUUUGGAUGAUGGAAAUCCUUGUUACGGUCAUGAAAGUAAGAACGCACAAAACAAUGUUGACAACAUAUCUUCAUAUAGAGUCAAAAAUUUGACUAUUAAUUCUAUUAUUGAAGAGGUUGCCAAUGAGUCCAAUUGUAAUGUUAUCGCACCUCAAGUAGCAUUACUAUGCCCUCCAUUACAAUCGCUUUUUGUGUCACCCCAACAAAUUGAAAGCUCUUCAACCAAUAGCAACUUAAUAAAUGCAACUCUUAAACCUCAAAAAUCGAUGCGAAGUGGCACAUUGAACAUUAGAUUGGAUUUGGGAGCAGUACAAAGAGAAUCUUAUGAAGGGGAAGAUAAUGGAGAUGAUGAAAUCAUACAAAAAAAGAAAAGAAUGAUGCAAUGUGACCAAGAAUGCUCACAAGUUUCAAGCCACCUUUACUUUGGAAGCAACAUGGUGGCACAAAACUAUGACUUGCUUCAUGCAUGUAAGAUCACACACAUUUUGAAUUGUGUUGGAUUUGAAUGUCCAGAAUACUUUUCCAAUGACUUCUAUUACAAAACAUUGUGGCUCCAAGACCAUCCAAGUGAAGACAUUAUAUCUAUCUUAUACAAUGUCUUUGAUUAUUUUGAAAAUGUGCGUGAAGAAGGUGGCCGUGUUUUUGUCCAUUGUAUUCAAGGAGUUUCUCGAUCGGCAUCAUUGAUCAUUGCAUAUCUCAUGUGGCAAGAGCAAAGAACUUAUGAAGAUAUUCUUGAGAAAGUGAAAACAAUACGUUGUGUGGUAAGUCCCAACAUGGGAUUUGCUUUUCAAUUGCUUCAAUGGCAAACACGGGUAUUACCAAACAUUUCAUAUGAUACAUCAAGCACCACUACAAGUCUUCCUCCUCCUUCUAGUCCUGCUUGUGUGCGAUUGUAUCGUAUGGCCCCUUAUUCACCUUUUGAUCCUUCCCAUCUUGUUCCUAAAUGCGUGGCAAGUCCAACAAUUUCUUCACUCGACACACGUGGUGCUUUCCUUCUAUUGCUUCAACAAGGUAUUUUUAUUUGGCGUGGAAAGUUGUGUGCCAAAAACUUGAUGGUGGCAGCCGAUCGAGCUGCAUUUCAAUUCAUCCAUUAUGAGCAUGUGCCAGGUCCAAUUGUUUUUAUCCGCGAGGGGAAUGAGCCGCGAGAAGUGUGUAAAGUGUUACACACAAAUGACUCAAAAGGAAAGGUUUCCAGCUCCAACCACGAGCUCCAAAACAAUGAAUAUUCAUCAGAUUUUGAUAUUUUACAUCGGAUGCAAAUUGGGACUUGGGUAGCACCCACUUUGAGAAUGGGCCAGUUGCCAAGUAGGAAUGGAAAUUGGCACAUUAAAGAUCAUGGCAGCAGUAAACAAAAAUUAGAAGGCUGAAGUACGAAUCAUCCUGAAUUAAAGAGAUAUUUGUCCCAUAAACAUAUUCAUUUUUGGUGAUCCUGAAUUUUGAAGGUAGUUGUAAAUUUUUCGUGUACAAAAUUGGUUAUCAUGAUUUUUCAAAAUAAGUAUAAAAAAAUCUGUUGAGAAUCUUAGACCUACAUAAUAAAUAUACCAUUUUGUUUA